UGAUAGAUCCAUUUUAGUAGCCGUUUCACAUUUCCAAGAAAUCUAAAAUCACAUAAACCAAGCAAAACAAAAGGAUGAUUCCGAUCCUUGAAAUCCUCCAAUAGAAAUUCAUCAUUUUCUUUUGUCUGUAUUUGUUUUUGCUGUCAUGGAAGGUCGCCGGAGGCUAACGCUUCUCGAUCAGAUGUCAGCAAGUGGGAACGGGAGAGACUUAGCUGGUUUAAGCCUGGACGACGUGUUGCUGGCCCCUGCAGCCAAACAGCCACCUCCAGCUCCUGCCCUGCCCCCAACCAUCUCGGGUCGGACUUUGCUCGAUAUAAUCCGAGACGAGGAACCCAAGUCCUACCGGGCCCUGAUUGGCAAGAAGGAUAAGAAAGCCUGGAAGUCGUUUAAAGACCGCCUCCGCCUAAAACGCGCCGGCUCUGCUUGGGCCUCCUCCGUCCGUGUCCCCACUUCGGAUCUCCCUAUCCGGAAUAACACUGUUCACGGUUCCAAUCACCAACAUCUUCACCUUCACCUGAGAUCGCGUCGCAGCUCAGUGAGAUACGUUACGCCCGAGACAAAUCUCGACAUGGUUCAGCAAGUAGACGAGAGCAAUUCCGCGGGAAUGCGGCAGAUUUCGCGCCGGAGCUCGACCCGGUUCGGCCCGAACGCGUCGAUCCCGUCCGACGAGCCCGGUUCGGACAGUUCGGGUCAGAACGUGGGUGCGGCGCAGGGUGUGGCGGUGGCGGCGGCGGCCGCAGCGGCGUCGGCCGAAGAGGCGGAAGCGACGCAUGGAGCGGCGCAAAACGACGUGCCGUCGGCGGACGGGGGUGCAGCAGCUACGACGACGGAGGCGGAGCCGGUGAGGAUGUCGUUGAUGGACCUGUUGGAGGAGACGGACAGGCAGAUGGGGCUGGAGUCGAGUUACACCAUGGAUGACGAGGAUGAAGAAGAGUACGAGGAGGAAGAAGAAGAGGAGGAGGAACAGGCGGAAGUAGGGAAAAUAGAGUAUAAUUGCUGCGUGUGCAUGGUAAGGCAUAAAGGUGCGGCAUUUAUCCCUUGCGGUCACACGUUUUGCAGGAUGUGCUCCAGAGAGCUCUGGGUGCAGAGGGGCAAUUGCCCCCUCUGCAACAAUUUCAUCUUGGAAAUUCUCGACAUUUUCUGAAGAAGAACCGAAAGAAGUCCUUUUUAAUUGGUGUACAACUUUGAACUUCUCUCUGUUUCACUCCACCACUUUGUUUCUUAAUUGGAGUUAUUAGAAACAAUUUUAUUUUAUUUUUGGUUUUUUGUAUAUUUGGUUUAAAGUUUUUACUUGAUGUAUCAAUAGUUUCAGACUUUCAGUGAAUGAAUGAAUGCCUUCUUUCUGGGCUA
Prunus mume (Japanese apricot) is the source of this 1350-nucleotide messenger RNA. The record is from RefSeq and is a predicted model, not a curated record. NCBI's taxonomy places the organism in Eukaryota, Viridiplantae, Streptophyta, Magnoliopsida, Rosales, Rosaceae.